ACAAGCAAAGUUGGUACUAUAGUAGUGGUAAAUACUACAUAUAGUAGUAGAGUAGUGGAGAGAGAAAGUAGAUUGAGAGAGAGAGAUGGUGGUGGGUAGUGGGUGUUUUUAUUGGAGAGAAGAAUUGAAUUAACGAGUGUUUUUGUAUUUAUUAGUUACAGCAAACCCAAGAAGAAGAGGAGGAAGAAGUAGAAAGAGAGUAAACUAGUGAGAGAGAUUGAGAGAGAGAAAGGAGGAGGAAGAGGAGGAAACAUGUCCAAGUUCAUCCCAACACCUCUGUAGCUUGCUUCUUCAUAGCGUAUCAGAUUCCAAAGGUGUCUCUCUCUUUUCUAUUUUUUUGGGAUUAUUUUUCUAAUCCCGUACACUUCCCACUAGUUUCCACCUUUCCCAUUCAUUGGGUAUUUUAUUUUUCUUAAAAAAAAUUAAGAAAAUACUUUUUCUGCUUCUGGAUUUUUCGUGGGGUUCAUUUAUUGGUGUAGAAUCUAAGUGGGUUUUGCUCUAUUUGCUGUUUUGAGAGUCCUUAUACACGGUUUUGAGAUCAUAUGGUAAUGUUGUUGAAGAAGGGAAAGUGGUCCUGAAAAUUUCAGACUAAGUGUACUCUACUACUGAAGCGUUGGUCAAUAUCAAGAAAAGUUGUGAUUUGUGAGGGAUCAACUCAAAAUUUCCAUGAUUUCAUCAGAAUCUGGAGAGGAUGCAAUGUCCUCCGAGGGUGCUGAGGAUCAGAUGAAACCGGCCUUCUUCUUGAGCAAACCGGAUUUCAUGCUCCAUCAUUCACAACUUGGUGGCAGCCAUUCAUUGGCUAGCGUUCAAUACCCCUAUGCUGAUCCAUACUAUGGUGGUUUUUUGACUUCAUAUGGCCCACAGGCUCUUAUGGUGGGGUUGCAAUCCACACGAGUUCCACUGCCUUUGGAUCUUACAGACAAUGGGCCCAUCUAUGUCAAUGCAAAGCAGUAUCACGGAAUUCUCAGGAGGCGGCAGUCUCGGGCAAAACAAGAAGCUCAGAACAAACUCAUAAGAAACCGCAAGCCAUAUCUCCAUGAGUCUCGGCAUCUGCAUGCCUUGAAUAGGGUAAGGGGAUCUGGUGGACGCUUUCUCAGCAAAAAACAGCUCCAACACCAGUCUUCUGAUUCUAACUCCUCGUCCUCCUCCUCCUCGAAGCUGCUGCAUCAGAAGAAUGACAGAAUGAACUCUGGGUAUGCUGAGUAUGUCACCUCAGUUACCACCUGCUCGGACACCAUGAGUGUUUCCGACAGCAGUGGGCUACGGUUCUCUGGAGCAACGUCACACAUGGGCGGGGCCAUGCAAUGCAGUGAGAGGCUGUUGCAUGGGGGAACCCAGCACUGUGCUUCAGUUGUUCGGUGAAACACAAGACCAUGCAUCGUCCAUGGUCGGGCAAAUCAUCCUUGGCUUUUGUUACUGUUUACGUUCUAUAUUUGCUGUUCUACUUUGGUUCAAGCAAAAGAAGAAAAAAAAUGCUGUUUGCUGAACUUUGUUCUGGAAACUGGACCAGAGCUACUACUGCCUACUGUAUCCUAUGUUGUUUAUAAUCAUGUCAUAAAAAAAAGUGCUUGUUGUACUGCUCGAAUUCCUCAAUUUGUGACUACUUUCUGUGUGUUGUUAUCUUACUACGAAUAUCAAUGUUUUAGUAUGCACUUUGGUUGGUUGGUUGGUUGUUGAGGUCGCUUGUGAACAUUUUAUAAUAUGUAAUUUUUUAUUUUCUUCGUUUUAAGAAUCAGAAUUUAUAAUUGGUUUUA
Molecule: messenger RNA, 1754 nt
Organism: Cannabis sativa
Lineage: Eukaryota; Viridiplantae; Streptophyta; Magnoliopsida; Rosales; Cannabaceae
Product: nuclear transcription factor Y subunit A-7
Exons: 6
Coding region: 667-1362 (231 amino acids)
Biological process (GO): regulation of transcription by RNA polymerase II
Molecular function (GO): RNA polymerase II cis-regulatory region sequence-specific DNA binding; DNA-binding transcription factor activity, RNA polymerase II-specific
Source: RefSeq, a predicted model, not a curated record